CGAUAUCGUACGACCCUAUCGAAUUUCCGUACGUCUCUGGCAUUUUGUGAUCAUGCCAGUACAUAUUUAUAACUCGUGAAGUGUGGACGUAUUACGUGAAAUAAAAACUCGCUAUUUUGAAGAAGAGAUUUUUAAAGAAUAAACAUUAUUUGUUUGGAUUAACACAAGGGACAACUAUAAUAAUGGCUAAGAAACUGCAAAUGUGCGGUACCGAGGAGGAGAUGCGUGAGGUGGCAGCCAGGAUCUGCAGGAACUACCUGCACGGCGCAUGGAAGAGUGUCGACCCUACCCAGCUGGAUUUUAAACGUAUCAGCGGCGGUCUGUCCAACUUCCUCUACUACGUUGCUCUCCCAGAAGACACGACUCAUCUAAACAAGUACAAUCCAAGAGAGAGCUCCCCCGACGAAGACGAAUCAGUCACUAUAACCUCCAGGUUCUUAAAGAAGAAUAUCGGGAGAUCUAAUUCUUUCUCUUUUGAAGAACCGAGAAAGGUGUUGCUGAGGAUAUACGGGCAGGUGCACGGCGAGCGCGCCAUAGACGCGAUAGUGACGGAGUCGGUCGUGUUCACGCUGCUGUCGGAGCGGCGGCUCGGGCCCAAGCUGCACGGCGUGUUCUCCGGCGGCAGGAUCGAGGAGUACAUCCCGGCGAGAUCGCUAUUAACAAAAGAACUGGCGGAGCCGUCCUUAUCUAUGAAGAUAGCUGAAAAGAUGGCAGCCAUUCACUCAAUGGACGUGCCCCUAUCUAAGGAACCGAACUGGCUGUGGAAGACCAUGGGCAAGUGGCUGCGAACCGUGAGGGAGGAGAGACUCGCCGGCAACGUGCAGGGGAAGAAUGAAGACGAACAGAAAAUCAUAAAAAGUUUGAAGGCCAUAGACUUCGAGAAAGAAAUUGAAUGGCUGAAGAAGUUCAUAGCCAUGGUGGACUCUCCAGUAGUCUUCUGUCAUAACGACUUACAAGAAGGCAACAUUCUCCUUCUUGAAGAUGUAGUACAAAACUCUGAGGACGACGUGUCCACACUAUACAUACAACGUUGUAGCACGGAAUCACCGAAAUCGGACAAAGAGAACAAUCAUACGUGCAAAACCGAUGUACAGCCCGAGUUAAGGUCGUCCGACUUACGCUCGACCGAGAAUAUACUCACACAAAUCGAGACGGUCUCGGGCUACGAGGACGCCAACACUUCGGACAGUAUUAUAAGCAACGUUUCGGACUCGGGCGAGCCGAAAUUGGUGUUGAUAGAUUUCGAAUACUGCGCGUACAACUACAGGGGGUUCGACAUAGCGAACCAUUUCCAGGAGUGGGGAUACGACUACACUAAUCCAGAACACCCCUUCUAUUUCGAGAAUCAAGAGAAUUGUCCGACUCUGGAACAGAAAGAGAUAUUCAUCAGGGAAUACCUGAAACACUAUCACGCGAAUAUCUCCGAGGACAAGUCCUCCUCGUACUCAAUAGACGAGGUGAAUCACCUGCUGGGCGAGGUGGACGCGUUCGCGCUCGCCAGUCAUCUGUUCUGGAGUCUAUGGUCUAUUGUCAACGCUUCUAAGAGUCAGAUACCCUUCGGAUACUGGGAAUACGCCCUCUCAAGAAUAGAAACAUACCAGCGACUAAAACAGGAAGUUAUUAAAAAAGACAAAUACGGAUUCCCACAGAAGAGGAAAAUAUGCGAAGUGGACAUUUGAGUGGGAACCGCCCCCCUCACAGCUUAGGUUAGCCAUCUCGCUCCUGGACGCGUGGGAGUGAACGAGACGCAGCUACUGGCAUCUUGACAGUGGGGUCGCGUCGGCUGUUACCUGUUACCGAAUUAAUUUGAAGUUUAUCCAAUCUAGAUAUUAAUGUUUUUCAAAUUUAAUUUGUAAAUAGACAAAAUGGAAUUGAGAUACAAAAAUAAUACAUUAAUUUUAUGCUAUUAAAAAAGUUUGAAUAAUUAAUGCUGUAAACACAUAAUACAUAAGUGAGAAUCAAACUUUAUUAUGAAAAAAAAACAAUCAUCAUUAAUGUAAAGAAAAUUUUAAAAAAAUGUAUUUAUUCCACUUGAAAUCAAUUCGGCAAUAUUAUAUUAAUCUAAUUUAAGCGUGUCUCAAGUCGGGAAUACCAAAUUCCUUUUAAAUUUAAGACCUUGUACAUAACUCUCAGUGAAAUCGAGUACUUUAAUUUUAAAAUACUAGUUAAAUAGUUCAUAAGAUCAAUUUAGGUAUUAUUAAAAAAUAAAACGAAAUACGCACGCGCCAAAUAUUAGGAACGGAAAAUUUUCUUUGUUGUGUAAAUAAUAAUUAGUACAAAUUUGUAUUAAUUAUUUAAUGAUAAUGGCAAAAAAGCACUGAAAUAACUUUAAGAGUACGUUUAGUAAUCAAAUUGUAAUUAAGUAUAUUCACUUUCAUUGUGUAAAACAUUACUUACUAUAUUACCAUUUACCAAAUUUUUUCCAACUUGAGCAUUAUACAACAACUAGAUGUUGAUAUUAAAAAUGAUUUUUCUACAACUUCCUUCUCUUUUCUUGAAUAUAUAUAACAAUAUACAAUUUAUUGAACUCAACUAUUAUCUGUAACAGCUCCAAGUGAUAUCUCAUUUAAAGGGAGUAUGUUCCACGAAUUCCAGAUCAGAAAUCGAUCAUUGUUGUGUCACACACACUACAUGCAUAAGACAUGUAAUUUCAUUGUAUUUUAGUUUUUUAUGAAUUUUUCCAAGGAAACUAUGAUUCUAAAUUUUUUCUGAAUUUUAUUUCGGAGAUAUUUUGAUUGAUUUACAUUAAUGUCCCACUGCUGGGGCACAGAUCUGCCCUGCUGACGGUAAGUAGGGAGACUGGGUCAUUACAUAGAAAUGUUGCUAUUAAGCAAUAUACUAAGUUGUACAACCAGUACAUAAUAUUCUUAUACAAAAUGUUUGUAAGUUUCUCUAGAUCAAAUGUUUGUUUCAAACAAAAGUGGAAAUGUACAAAUUAAUGUUAUUUUUUACCGAUUUUUCC
Molecule: messenger RNA, 2962 nt
Organism: Diatraea saccharalis (sugarcane borer)
Lineage: Eukaryota; Metazoa; Arthropoda; Insecta; Lepidoptera; Crambidae
Source: the annotation of a GenBank genome assembly